Molecule: messenger RNA, 2853 nt
Organism: Oldenlandia corymbosa var. corymbosa
Lineage: Eukaryota; Viridiplantae; Streptophyta; Magnoliopsida; Gentianales; Rubiaceae
Source: the annotation of a GenBank genome assembly
AUGAGUGUGGGGGUGGUCUCUUCCGUGUUAAAUCAGCUCUCUACCUUCAUUGUUGAAGAGGCAAAAUUGUUAAGAGAGCUUGGACUUGAGAUUCAGGGUAUUGUAAACGAACUUGAGCAUAUGAAAGCUUUCCUGAUGUUUGCAGAAGGCAUAGAGGAGGAAGAAGAUCCUAGGCUGCAGGUAUGGAUUUCACAAGUGCAGGACGCUGCUUAUGACAUUGAAGAUAUUGUCGAUGAAUUUAGGUUGCGUUGCAAUCACCAGGAUGGAGUUAAGUUUUGUGGACUUGCUCAAAAGAUUUUUGGGUCGAUGAAGAGUCUACGAGCGCGACACCAGAUUGCUCACGAGAUUGAAGGCAUGAAGUCUAGAAUCAAAAGUAUCUGUGAAGGUCACAAGAGAUACCAAACUUAUUAUGGUACUCCUAACCAGGCACCAUCAACUUAUCCUUCGGCCGUGAACAACUUAUGGCGCGACUGUCGAGACGAUGCCCUUCUUGUAGAAGAAGCAAAUCUGGUUGGUAUUGAUUCCCCAAAGCAACAGCUCAUUUCUGAACUCCUUGAUCAUGAUCCCCGCCUUAAAGUUGUUUCAAUUUUCGGAAUGGGAGGAUUGGGUAAAACUACGCUGGUUAAGAAAAUCCAACAAGACGUCGGAAGUGAAUUCGAGGUCAUUGUCUGGAUAUCAGUAUCCCAAACUUAUGAUAUGCUGGAAGUGCUUAAAGAAUUGAUUCACCAACUAUUUCAGGAGAUUCGGAAACCUGUUCCUCGUGAAGUGGCCUCUCUUAUGAGCACCGAUCAGCUGAAAUUGUUUGUCAAAGGCUUCCUGAAAGACAAGAGGUUUCUAAUUGUGUUCGAUGAUGUUUGGGACAUCAAAUUUUGGGAUGGUAUUAAAUGGGCAUUGCCCGAUAAGGUUAACCGAAACCGGGUGAUGCUCACUACCCGAAUUGAAGAUAUUGCUUACGCCUCAUCUGUUGAAUUUAGCACUUAUGUCCAUAAAAUGCAGUCGUUGUCUCAGGAGGACUCGUGGAUUCUUUUCUGCAAGAGAACCUUCAAAGACAGUUGUUGCCCAAUUCAUCUGAAGAAAGUUGCUCUACGAAUAAUGAAAAAAUGUGAGGGGCUACCACUCGCAAUUGUAACGAUUGGUGGUGUGUUGGCUUUGAAAGACAGAAGCAGAAUUGAUGAGUGGAAGAUGGUUCAGCAUAGCCUUGGUGGUGAAGUGGUGAUUAAGGGUAAGUUGGAUAAUAUUAAAAGUAUACUCUCCCUUAGUUACAAUGAGCUUCCAGACCAUCUGAAGACUUGUUUGUUGUAUGCAAGUAUUUUCCCAGAGGAUUACAAGAUAAGAGAAUCGAGGCUGAUUCGAUUUUGGAUUUCCGAAGGAUUUGUGAUGGAGAAGACAGGGAUGUCUACGUAUGACGUUGCUCGAGCUUAUCUUCAUGAACUUAUCAACAGAAGCUUGAUUCAGAUAGUUAGAGGGUCUUAUGAUGCAAGUGGGCGAAUGUAUCAUAUUCAUGACAUUCUGAGAGAAAUUAUUCUUUCAAAGGCGAGUAGACGCAACUUUGCAAUUAUGGCAACAGGAAAACAGAGGUGGCCAAAGAAAAUUAGGCGUCUAGCAAUCCAUGAUUUCAAGUUUGCCGCAGAAUCUAGAGGUCAUUUCAAGUAUCUGCGUUCGAUGGUAAUCUUCAAGUCUGUGGAACCGUUACCGACAUCAAUUUUAUCUAAGCUACUUCGUGGUAGCUCCAGGCUAUUGAAGGUAUUAGAUUUGGGAGGCACACAGUUGGAGGAAAUCCCAGAAGAAGUCUUCAAGUUAUACCAUCUGAAAACUUUAAACCUAAAAGGCACUAGAGUGAAAGACAUUCCAAAGGCUAUUGGCCACUUAAAGAAUCUGGAGUUCUUGGAUCUAUCGUACACAAAUGUGCGUGAGUUGCCUAAUGAAAUUCUGAAGAUAGAAGGACUCAUUCAUUUGAUUGUUUUUGAUAAGCCUUCUGAUUCUACGUUUGUCCUCAAUGGAUUUAAAGGUCCAAAAGGUAUUGUGAAGUUGUCUUGUCUAGAGUGGUUAUGCCACAUAGAAGCAAAUGAAAUAUUGAUAAGAGAGAUAGGAGAGCUUAAGCACUUGAAGGUAUUAGGGAUCAAGAGCCUGAGACAGCAAGAUGGAAAACAACUCUGCUCUUCUCUUGGGAAGCUCUCCAAUCUCGAGGAUUUAUGUCUCCGAGCAAUAAAGGAUGACGAGAUGCUUGAUUUGGAUGAUAUGAACCUUGUGGUGCAUUCAGGUCUCCUAAACCUUCAAGUGUUAUCUUUGUGGAGCCAACUACGAAAUGUUCCGAAAAUAAUAUCUUCGUUACAGGAAUUGACCUCAAUAGAGUUGGGUUGGAGCCGGUUAAUGGUCGAUCCGCUUGAAUAUCUUCAGUGCUUGCCAAAUUUGCGAUCGCUUUUCUUGUAUAAAGCUUUUGAUGGGAAGAGUUUGUGUUUCAAAGCUGGAUGCUUCCUGAAGCUCGAGAAUUUGAUCCUUUGGCGCUUAUACAAUUUGAGAGAAUUGAGGAUCAACAAAGAUGCAAUGCCGAAUCUUAGAGAGCUAUCUAUCAUAUCCCUCGAAUCACUAAAGGAAUUGCCUUGGGGAGUUAAAUACUUGACCAAGCUCCAACUUCUUUAUAUUGGUGGUAUUAUGGAUGAAGUGAUCGUCAAGCAGGUAAGGGGUCCUUGUGAAGAAAUUAGUCACAUCCCAAAAAUUCGGAUUCACACUGAAGUGGCAGAAUCAAAGGAGGCGCCCGUACGUAAGAAACCUCUCCUCAGCUACCACACCAGCAUUAGACAUCUACGGUACUUCGUGACGAACGAAGAAUCAAGGGAGCCGACCGACGACUAG